Molecule: messenger RNA, 723 nt
Organism: Uncinocarpus reesii 1704
Lineage: Eukaryota; Fungi; Ascomycota; Eurotiomycetes; Onygenales; Onygenaceae
Exons: 5
Coding region: 1-723 (240 amino acids)
Source: RefSeq, a predicted model, not a curated record
AUGGACGAGAUGGACGAGGCGGAUGAGAUGGAAGAGCGCGGGACGGCGAGGAGGUACAACGACACUCCCCGCCAAGAGACCGACAUUUCCAUCAAACUCCCCCAGCUCGCACCCUCUCGACAUCCUUUGAUACACCAAUUCAGAUCAGGCCUGAAUACCAUCACAGUUUCUGCCCCAGCAUACGGAGUACUGCCUUUGUACUACUCCCUACUAAGCUUGAUUGCCCAAAAUCGGAAUGCCGGAUCAGUUUUCGUACCAAUACCCCUCGCCACUCGAGGGGUACGACAAUCUCCCGCCGCUCUCCAACCGUCGAAAGGAGUAAGGGCCUAUGACACAUUCCAAGCCCCGUUGGACGACCGGGACGACGUGGUGGGUUUCGAUGUCCAUAUAUACCACUACCAGAAUAAUCCCGAACAAGUCGAAUUUGCAAAGGCCCUCUGGGAACGUAUCAGACGCGAAUUUCCCGAACUUCGUAUCUAUGACUUUUUCGAUCGGCCACUUGGCCCACACCCAGUUGCGAUGUUUGAAGUGAACAUCUUCACUCCUUCGCAAUUUGGCGCUUUCAUUCCCUGGCUGGUGAUUAACCGUGGGCCACUCAGCGUCCUCAUCCAUCCCAACACGAUAGACGAGGAGGAGGAGAGGAACCACACGCAGCGGGCAACAUGGAUGGGCGAGAGGAUUCCGCUUGAUCUGCGAGUUUUCAAGCUGAUGAGACAUGAGUAA